AAUCUAUAUAACACGACUACGUAGUCAUUCUUCAUUUCUGACUCUCCCAAAACACGACUCAAUUCUCUCUCUCUCUCUCUCUCUCUCUCUCUCAUCUUCAAAAUCAGGCGAUCCGAUUACUCGGCGGCCAUUUUCCUUCAAUCACGAGACCAAGAAAUGGCUAUAAAUGGAGCAGCACCCCCAAGAGGAAGUGCAGCAGCAGCAGCUGCCAAUCUGCGUAGGAGGAGGACGACAAGUGGUGGUGGGGCUGCAGGAGGAGCAAGCAGCACCAUGCUCCAGUUUUACACAGAUGAUGCCCCAGGACUCAAGAUUUCUCCCAAUGUUGUUCUUAUAAUGAGCAUCGGUUUCAUAGCAUUUGUUGCCGUUCUUCAUGUCAUGGGUAAGCUGUACUUCGUUCGCCAAGAGGCUUGAUAGAGAGGUUGUUCUAUGGUUGGCUCUAGCUGGCUAAAAUUACUGAAUUCCGGAUUUUGAAUUGUAGUGUCAUUACUGCUUUUGAAUAUUUGAUUAUUUGAUGAAUGAGUUGGGAAGAACAAUUUCAUCAUUAUAUUUUCUAUUUUAUUAUCA
Messenger RNA from Camellia sinensis, 564 nucleotides. RefSeq names its product protein transport protein Sec61 subunit beta. The record is from RefSeq and is a predicted model, not a curated record. Gene Ontology annotation, biological process: intracellular protein transport. Gene Ontology annotation, cellular component: Sec61 translocon complex. Lineage: Eukaryota; Viridiplantae; Streptophyta; Magnoliopsida; Ericales; Theaceae.